Molecule: messenger RNA, 1893 nt
Organism: Colletotrichum navitas
Lineage: Eukaryota; Fungi; Ascomycota; Sordariomycetes; Glomerellales; Glomerellaceae
Exons: 5
Coding region: 191-1621 (476 amino acids)
Source: RefSeq, a predicted model, not a curated record
GUUGCCCUAUAGCAAAUCCUUAUCCCCCUGCUCUUAAUAUGCGCCAGCGCUUACAUGCGUCAGCUCACAUUUUGCUGUCUGCUCUGAGCCGCAUCUAGGCGUGUCUGGAUUGAGGUGGGUUUAUUCCAUUCCCUGCCGGAUUUUUUUUUUCCAUCGGAUUGAUAGGCCAAUUCACAUCUAGCCCUUCACGAUGUUCAAUGCCGAACGACAACGUCUCCUGGGUUCCUGCAGAUGGUGCCCCGAUGAGGGACAACUCGGCUACUUCGAGGCUUGGACCGAUGGCAGCGCCGGUCCCGUCGCAGGCAACUACAGAACCGGGUUCCUGGACGACGACGAGGUCGAACAAUGGCUUCACCAACAGGGCCGGUUCUCCCGGCGGGCGAAGCCUGGCCAGGCCAGACCAGCCAUGCGUAUCCGCCUCCUGAUGUGCGAGCGCGUGGGCUGGCUCCCCGUGGGCUUCGCGAUGAGCCGGUCCUCUUUCCUGGCCAUGGAGACGGCCUUUCGGCUCUCGACCGAGACGCUGCCCAUCCUCGUGGCCAAUAACGGGAGGCAGUACUCCAACCUGCGGUUCAGCGAGGACAACGACAGCAGGCUCGAGUCUAUAGCCCUCACGGUCAAGCUCCCUCAGAUGUUCCAGCUGGGGAACCUCGGGCUGGCAAUGUCCCACCACCUCGAAACGGGCACGACGGUGGCGUUCCUUCACGGCUGGAACGUCUUCUCCAACCGGAACUACGUGACGGACGAGCCAACCGUCUCCCACGCGGAGGACUUGUGCGGCAUGAUGCAGUCGGCGACCACGCUCUGGGCCCACCCGCUGUUCCUGCCCGCGGUCCUCGUGCGGGAACACCUGUCGAGGGCCGAGGCGUUCAAGAGCCGGUUGGAGCCCAAGGUGACGGAUAUCGAGAGGGGCCUCGGGGUCACCAGGUCCGCGCGGCUGGUGGGUUUGGAAGUCAACGCGUCCGUCCAGCACAUGGUCCAGGACGACCAGGAGAGGCUCCGGAUCACGGCGCGCCUGAACACGACGGCGACGGAUGUCGUCAACAUGCUCGGGAUCCUGGAUUGGGACCUGCAGCACGUCAAGUUCCUCGGCCGCGUCAACGACGACCUGGGCGCGCUCCACGGCCGAAUGUCCCCCGCGGCGGACGCCGAGCUGCGCAGCGUCGUCGAGUACCUCGAGUGCGAAGCGCUGUCCAUCGUCUCGUUUGUCGGCACGAUGAAGUCGAGGCUGGAUCUCCAGCUCAACGUGCUUUACAACUUCAUCGCCCAGGCGGAGAAUAACCUCAACAUGAAAAUCGCUGCGAACGCGGGACUCGACAGCACAGCCAUGAAGACGCUCGCCGUCGUCACCAUGGUCUUCCUGCCCCCGACCUUUGUUGCCACAAUCUUCAGCAUGUCCAUGUUCGACUGGCAGGGCUCCUCUUCGACAGCAGGGGAGACCAACGGGACGGUCGUUCCCGAGUUUUGGAUCUACUGGGCGGUGAGCGUACCUCUGACGCUCGCCAUUGUGAUUGGCUGGCGCUUCUGGUGGCAUUUUCAAAAGGGGUACUACGAGAACAAGUAUCUAAGCGUGAAGCCGAGCGAGGUGCCUAGGUCAAGGAGAAGGGGGAGCGGUGGUGCUUGAUCCGUGGGUAGCAUGUGUCAGUUCGGUAGGGGUUUGUAUCGCCGAAGUAGCCAAGCAGGACGCUUGUUCACUCUGCCUACCCCGGGACUUGUCUGCAGCUCAAUCAUAGAUCGAAAACACGGUGUCAGGAUUAACAUAGCGCUGGAAUGGGUUGGCCUUGCGAAUUCGAUAUGGCCCGACUCCAGAGACAAUGUCAGGUUAUUCCUUGGAAGAGUCCCUUCUGGGUACUGUGACGAUGAGCCUCGGUUACGUGAGAAUCAUGAAAAGAGAAG